Messenger RNA from Budorcas taxicolor (takin), 1103 nucleotides. RefSeq names its product mitochondrial ribosomal protein L15 (gene MRPL15). The record is from RefSeq and is a predicted model, not a curated record. Gene Ontology annotation, molecular function: structural constituent of ribosome. Gene Ontology annotation, cellular component: mitochondrial large ribosomal subunit. The coding region runs from base 45 to 938 and encodes 297 amino acids. The transcript has 5 exons. NCBI's taxonomy places the organism in Eukaryota, Metazoa, Chordata, Mammalia, Artiodactyla, Bovidae. Gene Ontology annotation, biological process: translation.
GUUUGGGUGCCAGGCGCCCUUGCGGCGUCUCAUGCAAGCGGGUCAUGGCCGGCCCGGUGCGGGGCGCAGCAGGGCCCUGGGCCCUGGACCUGCUUCGGGCCCUGCCUCGUGUGAGCCUGGCUAACCUGAGGCCGAACCCGGGCUCCAGGAAACCGGAAAGACGGCGAAGAGGUCAGAGAAGAGGUAGGAAGUGUGGCAGGGGACACAAAGGAGAACGGCAGAGAGGAACCCGGCCCCGGCUGGGCUUUGAAGGAGGCCAGACUCCAUUUUACCUUCGAAUCCCCAAAUACGGGUUUAAUGAAGGACACAGCUUCAGACGCCAGUAUCAGCCUUUGAGUCUCAAUAGGCUGCAGUACCUGAUUGACCUGGGCCGCGUGGAUCCCACACAACCUAUUGACUUAACCCAGCUGGUCAACGGGCGAGGUGUUACCAUCCAGCCAUCUAAAAGGGACUAUGGAGUCCAGCUGGUAGAGGAGGGCGCUGACACCUUUAAGGCAAAAGUUAACAUAGAAGUUCAGCUGGCUUCUGAGCUGGCCAUCGCUGCCAUUGAGAAGAACGGGGGUGUUGUCACGACCGCCUUCUACGACCCACGAAGCCUGGAAAUUCUAUGCAAACCCAUCCCAUUCUUUCUCCGUGGACAACCCAUUCCCAAGCGGAUGCUCCCCCCCGAGGCAUUAGUCCCCUACUACACUGACGCGAGGAAUCGAGGCUACCUGGCGGAUCCCGCCAGAUUUCCCGAAGCGAGACUGGAGCUUGCCAAGAAGUAUGGCUAUAUUUUACCCGACAUCACUAAAGACGAACUCUUCAAAAUGCUCAGUACUCGAAAGGAUCCACGGCAGAUUUUCUUUGGUCUGGCUCCCGGAUGGGUGGUGAACAUGGCAGACAAGAAGAUUCUGAAACCUACGGAUGAGAAGCUGCUUGAGUACUACAGCUCCUGAGCUCCGUCCAGGGGAGCCAGUGGUAGGAGGGCACUGGAAGGGGUGGUGACACGUGUCUCCCACUGCAUCGGCUCAGUUUGUGUUUCUGAGGAGGAUGAUGUUUUCUGUGUAAUCACGUCUUUCUUUUUUUUUUUUAAUCAAAAUUAAAAAUACAGUAAGCAAGAA